AUGGAAGAAAAUGAUCAUAGCAACAGAGAUGAGGAACGUCAAGUGUCGGCGGAUGAGUCAAACAGAGCGAUACUUCCCCUAUUACAAGCGCCGGGCAACAUUCAGCAGAUCCCGCAUCGAGUCACCAAUUUCUUUAUCGAUAAUAUUUUACGGCCGGACUUUGGCCGGAAAAAAGAAGGCAACACAAACCAUGAAGAAGGUAGUCACGUUACCAGAGAGAACCAUAGCCCGGCUGUUCCAAGAACGGAGCAAGUGGAGAGUACUGUGCCAACCGAGGGAACUUCCACUCCUCAUCCAGGCGGUGUGGCCAAUAAGCCUGAAAUAGCGACUGAAGAGCCUCUGAAACCCCGCGGAGAGAAUGGAGAUCAGUGCCUAAGCUCGGACUCGGAUAGUUCUCAAGCCAGCUCAAAUGUACCAUCCAAACAGCCUAUGCUCUGGCCAGCUUGGGUGUACUGCACCAGAUACUCAGACAGGCCCUCAUCAGGUAGGCUACGAUUCUUUUCCCUCGUCUUUGUAUCCUGAAAUACCCCAACCCGUUGUAACACUGACCUCAAACGCCUCGACCGAGUUGUAUAAGGAAAGGAGGGCAAACAGUGUUCGCCUGUUUUACGACGUGGAAAUGGAAGAUAGAAGAUUUAGCCUUGCAAGAUAUUCUAAAUGUAUCCAUGCAAACAUAAAAAUAACAAUACAAACAUUACAUCCGAUAUCAUUAUCCAAGAAAGCUAUAUAGCCUAUCGCUAUAAGAGUUUGAAUAAGGGCACCAUUUCAAGACUAAUUAAGGCGCUCAAAAUAGCAUCUUGCACUGGUUUAAAGCUAAAAUGUGCAAACGCAGGGGUAUUGGAAGUCUACACAUUAAUGUAGUCUAAGUGUGCGGGAUAAAUAGCCUAGUAACAUGAAUGGAUGAAUGAAGCGAAUUGUAAAUAAAUAUAUAUUUCAAAAUAGGCUAUAAGCCAACAACAUUGUUGAAGUAAUUUUGGAAUAACCUCCCACGAAUUGUCUUUUUUUAUGAGUAUUUAGAUUAUAACUCAAUAAUAAGAAUAUAAUAGCUUUUGGCUAGAUCAUAGUCAAUGUAUAGGUUACUACUACUAGUUUAUAGGUUACUAUAAACAUCUGCGCACACAUUACCAAAGCAAUAAUAGUAUUUCAGAGAAUUCUUGAAUCUAAAAAAAUAUAUGUUUAACAACAUAAUAGGGUACUUUUCCUCGAUCAUUCUGUCGUGCAAAUCCACUGUUUUUGUUUAUGCAUGAGUUUUCGCAAUGGAGCUGCCUUGGUCUCUAAAUAUUUAGCCUAUUUAGUACAUAAAACAUGAACGUUUCCAUCACCAUUCUAUAUGCUACUUAUGUAGAAACGUAUUGUACAAAAUGUUCUCAUGCAUUACGUAACGUUGGUUGCGUGGAGUCCACUAUUAUUCGAUGGUAUCCCCAUGGGCUGCCUAUCUUAAAAAGUUUUACAUCGUUUUAUCAUCUCCAGCGAGCUCCAAAUGUAUUAAAUAAUGUUUAUUUGAUUGUCGACUAGGCCUACUUAACCAAACAGAUGUCACCACUUUUUCAUCAAAUCGUUUGGGCUGACGAUCUUGUAGGCCUAAUACUCAAAACAAUUAAACCUAAAUAAAACCAUCAAUGAUGAGGUCAAUAUUUAUUUUCAUUAAACAAAUAUUCAAAUACAACCAAUCAUACUUACCCACCAAAAGUGCAAACUUGGAAUAGUAAUUUGCAACAGCCAAAGACCGAAUUCAGCAACCUGCUACGAUGUAUUCCACUAGACAACAUCAACAAGCCUAUAGGCUAUUACCCCUAUUGUAUAUAAAAGUAGAAAGGCGUUCUUAGAAAUCAAUUAUUUACGAAAAAUAUAUUUGAUAUUAUUCAGCAUUUCCAUUUCAGACGGGCAUUCCAGUUGUGUUCAUAUAUUUCAGGCCUUCUCAGCAAUUCCUCCAAUGACCAUAACAAACUCCGACAUGCCCCAUCAGUAGCCUAUUAGCCUACCUACCAUCUAUAUCUCUUCCAAUGCAUGGUUGUGGUCAAAGUAGCCUAUAGAAGUGCCGAACUAGGGCUUCAUUUCUAACUAUUUUGACAAUUCUUGUGUAAUAUGGAUUGGUGUGCGUUGAAAUGAUCAAAUGACACUCAAAUUCUUAUUUUGCAUUACGUAGCCUAUUACAUUUUUACAUUUUAGCAGACGCUCUUAUCCAGAGCGACUUACAGUUAGUGAGUGCAUACAUUUUUCAUACUGGCCCCCCGUGGGAAACGAACCCACAACCCUGGCGUUGCAAACGCCAUGCUCUACCAACUGAGCUACACGGGACUAUGUGUUAUGUAUUGGCCUACCUACAGUGCAAUAAUAAAUAAAUAAGUAGGGUCUAAAAUGAACGAAUUCAUUACUACAGUCGUAGUAACUGGGACACUUACAGCCUAUGCUACACUAAGCUUUCACAUUUCAUAUUUUGAUUGGUUUUGGCUAAUGAUAUAUAUAUUUUUUAAACACAGGACCGAGAUCUCGAAAACCAAAGAAGAAAACCGCCAGCAAAGAGGACAAGCGACCAAGGACGGCCUUCACAGCUGAACAGCUACAAAGACUAAAAACCGAGUUUCAAACGAACCGUUAUCUGACCGAACAGAGGCGACAGGCCUUGGCGCAAGAACUCGGCCUUAACGAAUCUCAAAUCAAAAUCUGGUUCCAGAACAAAAGGGCAAAAAUCAAGAAGGCCACUGGCGCAAAAAACACCCUAGCCUUGCACCUGAUGGCACAGGGACUGUACAAUCAUGCUACGACGUCAAAAGAUGACAAAUCAGACAGCGAUUGA
Coregonus sp. 'balchen' is the source of this 2797-nucleotide messenger RNA. The record is from the annotation of a GenBank genome assembly. Lineage: Eukaryota; Metazoa; Chordata; Actinopteri; Salmoniformes; Salmonidae.